Messenger RNA from Ipomoea triloba (trilobed morning glory), 1859 nucleotides. RefSeq names its product probable WRKY transcription factor 72. The transcript has 4 exons. Gene Ontology annotation, biological process: regulation of DNA-templated transcription. Gene Ontology annotation, molecular function: DNA-binding transcription factor activity; sequence-specific DNA binding. The record is from RefSeq and is a predicted model, not a curated record. The coding region runs from base 52 to 1578 and encodes 508 amino acids. Lineage: Eukaryota; Viridiplantae; Streptophyta; Magnoliopsida; Solanales; Convolvulaceae.
UUCAAAAUCUCAUUUCUUCAUACAGAUCUCAGUAGCUUUUUAAAAACAAAAAUGGCGGAUUCCUUAGAUAUCUCCGGCGACGGUGCCGCAAAACAAAAAGCCGGCGACUCUUUAGCUGGCCGCCAAGAAGGAUUCAUGACGACAGCCGUUCUAAAGAAGGAUUCAGGUAGAGCCGCGGCGACGGUGAAAGCGGAGAUGAAAGAGGUGAAGGAGGAGAACGCAAGGUUGAAGACUCUCCUUGCGAAGAUAGAGAAGGAUUACAGCUCUCUCCAGAUGCGAUUCUUCGAUGUUUUCUCUCAUCAACCACCAGAAAUCGAGAAGAAAAGCUGCAAAAUUAGUAGUCCUUUGAGCUCUCAUCAUCACGAUGAAGAAACACAGAUAUCUCUUCGAUUAGGACGAAGCCCUAGUCCUGAUCGUCGUCAGUCGAGAGUGAGUGACGAUAUUAACGCCGCCGCGGCCGCCAAGAGCACCGAUGAAGAUGAUGAUGAACACAAUCAAACUCUGAAACUUGGGCUUGACUAUGGCGGCGAUAAUAAGUCAACUGAGCCUAACUUGGAGCUCAGUUCGGGCCGUCAAAGCCCGGACAACAGUGCGUCGGAGACCAAAGAAGAAGACGCAGCGGCUGCCGGAGAAACAUGGCCCCCCAGUAAAGCUCUUAAGGCCACGAGAAGUGGAGACGAUGAACUGUCGCAGCCCAGCGUGAAGAGAGCUAGGGUUUCUGUUAGGGCUCGAUGUGACACCCCAACGAUGAAUGAUGGAUGCCAAUGGAGAAAGUAUGGUCAAAAAGUAGCGAAAGGGAAUCCAUGCCCGCGUGCUUACUACCGUUGCACGGUGGCGCCGUCAUGCCCGGUGAGAAAACAGGUGCAACGAUGCGCCGACGACAUGUCAGUCCUGAUCACGACUUACGAAGGAACGCACAAUCAUCCCCUCCCGGUUGCAGCCACCGCGAUGGCCUCCACCACCUCGGCCGCCGCCUCCAUGCUCCUUUCCGGCUCCACCACUUCUCAAACCGCCGGACUCAGGUCGCCGCCGUCCCCGGCUACCAACUUCUUCCCCGGCCUGAACUUCAGUCUCCCUGCAGACACUUCAAGAACAACCAGACCUCUCUAUUUCCCUAAUUCCUCUUCCCCACCUUUCCCAACCAUCACCCUUGACCUCACCACCUCAUCCAACAAUGUUUCCAGCAUGUUUUCCUCUAAUGUCAUGAAAUCAACCCACAGAUUCCCUUCAACAAACCUGAACUUUUCUUCCUCAGAAUCCAACAUUUCACCUGCAAUCUGGAGCACCGGAGGAUACACAAAUUAUAGUACCAUCUACAACAGGAACAACAACAACAUCCUAGGCACAUCACAACCAGGAAAGACAUCCCAAGAACAACAAUUUUACGGCCAGGCAGCAGCGGCUGCUUCCCAGCAGGCACUGACAGAAACCUUAACCAAAGCAAUCACAUCAGAUCCUAGUCUCCGGUCAGUAAUAGCCGCUGCAAUUACAUCAAUGGUUGGUAACAAUGCACCAAUGCAACACAAACGAGUGAAGGUAAACGAUGAAGUUAUGGGCACGCAUCAAGCUAUUAGUUAAGACAGCAAUUACCUGAGCCCAGAGAACUGGAAACUUGAAGCUGCAACUAAUCAAUCCCACCAGCCUUUCCAAUGUCAAGUGCUGAAAGUAGAGAUAAAGCUAGUCAACAACAGUCUUUGGUGUUGGAAAUGGCUGCUGAUUAGCCAUUAGAUUUCUCGACAGAGUUGUGGAGAGACAAAAUCUUGAUACCUGUGUAACUUGUUUAUUAUCAAUAAUAUGUAGCAUAACUCUCACAUGGUUCCAUGAAUAUUCAUAAUAAUAACAGCAACAAUUGUAUGCUA